AUGAAUUAUUUUUGCUGUGUCAUUUAUAAAUGUCUUCCUUUCUGUAUGGCAGAAGCUUACAGUAGUAAUCUGCUGCCAGCACGGGCCAUCUAUCCUUCUUCAAGAAAUGUCAUCUAUAUUGGAUUACUUGUCACAGCAAAAUUCUUUCGAGCUUUUGGAUUAUUUUUGUCCUAUGACCUACUCAAAGUGAUUCCUGUCAUACAGUUUCUGUGCAUUAUUAAAAUUGGGAGUGCUGGACCAUUGAUUUUACUGCAGAAACCAUUCUCUUCAGGUAAACAUUUGUCAAAGCAUCAAUGGUUUCGAGUGUUUCGUCAUGCAAUCAUUGGCAGUAUAAUCAGUCUCCUGUGGUUAUUUGGGCUGACGUUAUGUGGACCACUCAGAACAAUUCUUUUAUUUGAACAUAAUGAAGUUGUGGUUAUUGCCUGGGCAGGAGCCUUGUUCUCAAGCAGUGGAUUGGGACCAGCUAAGCUUCGAGGAGCCUUGUUUUUUCUUCUUGGUGCUGUUGCUCUCCUUCUCUUUGACCAUGAUGAUCGUCUUCACCACAUUUCAGAUCAUGAAUCUGAUGACCUUCAUAAUAACUUCAUAACAAGGAUAUUUCAUCAUGCCUUUGACUUAAUUGGAUGGUCAGAUCAUAAGGGAGGUGUUGUAUUGUUAUUUUUGACAUUGUUUCUGCAAACUGGCUUUGAUAAUGCCUCCAAAAAGCUUUCUAUUGACGUCGGUGGGGCAAAACGCCUUCAUUCUUUGUCUACUUUUGUGUCAGGAUUGAUACUCUUACCCUGGGCUUUAUUUUUGUAUAUAUCUAGAGAGAAUGAUGUUGAAUCUAUUUGGUACCUCCUGUUUCCUUUGUUGCUUGUAAUAUUCUUCACAUUGAUUGUUGAUUAUUAUGUCACUGCCAUUGUGAAUAAUCACCUCCAACCUGUACAGACUGCUGCUUAUGGUUCCUAUGCCAUUUUCCUGUCGGCCCUCAUACUUAGUAUCAGUUGGAACCAUCCAUAUAUGGCACGCAUCACCACCAUGAAUAAAUUAACAGAAAUUAUUACAGAGGAUCACAUUCUUUCCGCUGGGGUUCUCUUCAGUUUGUCUGCUUACUUAAUAGCUACUUUUAUCCUGGUGUCACCAAGUCGAGGCUCAAAAGUGAAUUUCAUUGGCUAUUCUCCUGCUGGUCUACCAUUAUAUAGCAUUACAGGAGAAGCUCUUCACAAAACUUCAGUCUCAAUUUUAGGAUUGCUCAAAGGAGGAUUGCGCCACAUCCUUGAAGAAUCAGAUUCCAGAAAAAUAUUUUAUUUUUUAUGCAUUAACAUGACAUUCACUUUUGUUGAAUUGGUUUAUGGUGUCUGGACUAACAGCCUGGGUCUCAUCUCUGAUGGCUUCCACAUGUUGUUUGACUGCUCAGCCUUAGUCAUGGGCUUGUAUGCUGCUGUAAUGACACGGUGGAAAGCAACACGAAUCUUUUCUUUUGGAUUUGAUCGGGUUGAAGUGCUGUCAGGAUUUGUGAAUGGAUUGUUUCUUAUAAUAAUUGCCUUGUUUGUCUUUACGGAAGCCGUGGCUCGAAUGUUUGAACCUCCAGAGAUAAGAACAGAGAGAUUGCUGGCAAUAUCUGUGCUUGGUUUGUUGGUGAAUUUGGUUGGUAUAUUUGUCUUCCAUUCUCAUGGCCAUGGUCAGAAAGAUAACAGUUAUGGCAGUCAUGGUCACUCCCAUUCAGGACCAGGCAGUAGUCACCACCAUUCUUCUCAUGGUCACCAUCAUCAUCAUUUGCAACAUCAACAUUCACAUUUGAACACCAAUAUGCAAGGUGUCUUCCUUCAUGUACUGGCAGACACAAUGGGCAGUGUGGGAGUUAUUGUCAGUUCUAUAUUGAUAGAAAAUUUUGGAUGGAACAUUGCUGACCCCAUUUGUUCUAUAUUUAUUGCUGCUCUCAUCUUGCUCAGUGUCCUGCCUCUUCUCAAGGAAACCUCUUGUAUUUUGUUACAACGAUCCCCUAUGCAUGGAGAUAAACUGAUCAAAGAUUGUCUUGAACGAGUGCUCAAAAUUGAAGGAGUGAUCUCCUACAGAGAACCUCAUUUUUGGAGUCAUACCUCCACAAAAUUAAUGGGGAGUUUACAUGUCCAGGUGGUUCCUGAAGCCAGUGAACAGAAAAUCAUUGCCCAAGUGCUCAGUAUUUUUAAAGAUUUGGGCACACACAGUUUGACAAUUCAGGUCGAGAAAGAAGCUUAUUUCCAUCAUCUUUCUGGAUUGAGUGCUGCAUUUCAUCCAAUGGUACAGCAAUCAAAAACCUUUGGACGAUCAAACAGACAAGAAUAUGGAGACAUGGUGGAGUAA
This is a messenger RNA of Acanthosepion pharaonis, 2319 nucleotides long. The record is from the annotation of a GenBank genome assembly. NCBI's taxonomy places the organism in Eukaryota, Metazoa, Mollusca, Cephalopoda, Sepiida, Sepiidae.